AGUCAACAUUCAAUCGUUGCGUUGUAAGGUUCAGUUUACUAUAUACUGAAUUCGACUCGGUUUCUGUUGUAAAAAAAAACAGAAAAAAAAAUUUCAUGUGCUAGAAUCCGUAGACGAGUUUCAUUUUUCGUUUUUAUUGACUGAAUGUGUACGGCAAUUGAUGUUAACUGCAGUUAAAAGUACAAAAAUGAAUCAAGACAACCAAUUUGUUAAAGAAUACAGCGACACUGAAGAGAAUAUUAUCAGCGACGAGUUCAACCGAGUUAAGAAAAACUACUAUCUUGACCAUGCUGGCACCACUCUAUAUUCGGAGAAACAAAUUUCUGCUGUAUUCAACAAUCUGUCGUCGAAUCUCUACUGCAAUCCUCAUACCAGCAAGUCCACCGAGGACUUGAUCGACCAAGUUCGAUUCCGAAUAUUGAACUUUUUCAACACUACUUCCGAUGAAUAUAGUGUGAUAUUUACAUCAGGAGCGACACAGUCUCUUCGUACAGUGGCUGAAACUUUUGAUUUUCAUGGCGAUAAUAUCGACGAAGAGCAUGGGGUUUUCAGUUAUUUGCAAGAUAACCAUACUUCUGUAUUGGGAAUGCGUGAGCUGGUUAAAACCAGUAAAAUCAAAGUGAUAGCUAAACCGGCUUUAAUGGAACUAUCGACAAGAGAUUGUUUGAACGAGGUGGUAACUACGAGACAUACGAAUUCCCUAUUCGUUUAUCCGGCCCAAUGUAACUUUAGCGGAUUUAAGUAUCCGUUGGAAUUGAUUCAUCGAAUUCAACAAAACGGAAUCCAGAACACAAAUCCAUCGAAUUGGUAUGUUUGCUUAGAUGCUGCCAGCUUUGUUGCGACGAAUUUCUUGGACCUAAAGCAAUACAAUGCAGACUUUGUAUGCCUGUCGUUUUACAAGAUAUUCGGUUAUCCGACUGGUUUGGGAGCACUUAUAGUUAGUAAACGCGGUGAGAAAGUACUGCGAAAGAAGUAUUACGGCGGAGGGACAGUUAAAAUCGCUAUGAGCGAAAUUAAUUGGCACAAGAAGAGGGACACAUUCCACGAAAGAUUCGAGGAUGGAACCUUACCGUUUCUAUCGAUAAUAUCCUUGUUGCAUGGUUUUUCCACCUUGGAUAGGCUAGUGCCUCCUAGAGACAAUAUUAAAUCGAUGAUCAGGAUCUCGAGACAUUGUUUCAAUCUGGCAAAAUAUUUGUUUAAGAGUCUGAAGGAACUGAAAUAUGUAAAUGGCCAACGGGUAGUGAAAUUGUACCAUGACACCGAUUUCCAAUCCAUAGAUGAACAGGGUGGCAUCGUUAACUUUAAUUUAUUGCAUGACGAUGGAAGUUUCAUUGGAUUUGCUGAGACAUCGGCAAUCGCCACCAUCUACAACAUUUACUUGAGAACUGGAUGCUUCUGUAAUCCAGGCGCGUGUCAAAGACAUUUGAACUUGUCCAACGAAGAAUUGAGAAAACAUUACAAGGCUGGACACGUGUGUGGUGAUGCCAAUCAUUUGAUUGACGGAGUGCCAACAGGAUCCGUUCGAAUAUCCGUUGGAUAUAUGACGACACGUGAGGACGUGGAUGCAGUGAUUUUCAUGAUAACCGACUACCUGUUGAGUGUUACGGGGAAAAUGUCGAAACACAACAUAAACGGAAACGGAUACACAAACGAAUCGAUGGAAUUCGAUAAAAUUAGAGAGGCUAAACUUUCCGUUGAAAAACCAUAUAACGAGUGCGCCAAUGGCCUGCUAAAUGGAAUUUCAGCGAUCGAUCUCAAAGCAAAUUUGUCCAACGAUAUUCAGUUGACAAAGAGUUCCUAUCCAGUAACUAAAGUGAAAUUGAGGCAACUUUGUGUGUUCCCCAUCAAAUCAUGCGGAGCGUUUAAAGUCUCAACGAAAUGGCAGCUUACGACGCGUGGACUGAAAUUCGAUCGUGAAUGGAUGAUUGUUCGACACAAUGGCGUUGCGUUGACGCAAAAGACCGAAACUAAAUUGUGCCUGAUUACACCGAACAUCAACAUUGCCGAAGGAUGGCUGGAAUUAUCAUUUCCGUACAUGCAGUCCGUUAAAGUUCCGUUGAUUUGUGCUGAGGAAAAUGCACACAUCUUGAGUACUCUAUGUCAGAGUAAAGUGUGCGGAGACCGGGUCGAAGGUAUUGAUUGUGGGGACGAAGUGGCAAGUUGGUUAAGCGAUGCGCUGAGUACUGAUGGAUUAAGGCUAAUUAGGCAAAGUCAACUAGACAAAAGAAAGUUUAAAAACAAUCUGCAGUCAAUUUCUCUGUCGAAUCAAGAUCAAUUUCUGUUAAUAAGCAGAACCACCGUCAAUUGGUUAAUCAGCAAAGUGGACGAUUGGAGCGAGCAAUCUGACCAGGAAGACCAUCUGGAAAAUGUAACAGACAGAUUCCGGGGUAACUUAAUUGUCGAUGCGCCCGAAGUUUUGGAAGAGCUUAAGUGGAAAUCGCUACGCAUUGGAAAUGUUGUACUCAGAGCGGGCGUAGCGUGCACCAGAUGCCAAAUGAUAUGCAUCGAUCAGAAAACUGGUGAUAAAACCACUGAACCAUUAAGGACCAUUGCUAGGGAAUUACAGGGAAAACUCACAUUUGGUCUGUACUUAAGUCAAGCCGAUAUGUCCGGAGACAAUCGAUACAUUGACUGUGAUAAUGAUGUGAUUGUUGAAAAAUGAAACUAAAUUUGAUGAAAGAAAUUAAAUUUUAUUUUUGCGGCUAGACGAGGCUACACAGACAAGCU
This is a messenger RNA of Bradysia coprophila, 2727 nucleotides long. It is a transcript of the gene mal, whose product is annotated as molybdenum cofactor sulfurase. Gene Ontology annotation, molecular function: molybdenum ion binding; pyridoxal phosphate binding; molybdenum cofactor sulfurtransferase activity. Gene Ontology annotation, biological process: Mo-molybdopterin cofactor biosynthetic process. The record is from RefSeq and is a predicted model, not a curated record. Lineage: Eukaryota; Metazoa; Arthropoda; Insecta; Diptera; Sciaridae.